Cucurbita maxima (winter squash) is the source of this 1288-nucleotide messenger RNA. Its product is annotated as F-box protein At1g67340-like. The record is from RefSeq and is a predicted model, not a curated record. The transcript is spliced from 3 exons. Lineage: Eukaryota; Viridiplantae; Streptophyta; Magnoliopsida; Cucurbitales; Cucurbitaceae. Bases 147 to 1199 code for a protein of 350 amino acids. Gene Ontology annotation, molecular function: protein binding.
CGUCACUACAUCCAUUGCUCCAACAACGAUCCAAUUCUGGCUCCAAUUCAUCCUCCAUUAACGGACCUCCAUUUUUGCAGUCCUUCCAUGGCGGUGUCGAUUUCAAGGUGAAGGCUACAACGAGGACCACUCUAUUACAUUCCGGAAUGGUGUGCAAUAAAAGGAGGAGAACUUCGACAAGCACCGGCGCCGGGAUUUCUGAUCUCUUCGACAGUUUGCCGGACGAUCUUGUUGUCGUCGUCCUUGGUAAACUUAGCGCCGCGGCUUCUUCUCCUUCCGAUAUCGUCAACGUUAUGAUAACAUGUAAAAGAUUGAAUCGAUUGGCUCUGCAUCCGUUUGUGUUGAAGAAAGCUGGACCUAAAGUAUUUGAAAUUCAAACCAUAAAUUGGUCCGAAUCAAGUCAUCGAUUUCUCAAAUUGUGCGUUUCUGCCGGCAACGUAGAAGCCUGCUAUACUCUUGGAAUGAUCGAGUUUUAUUGUUUGAAGAACAGAGGUAGUGGAGCUUCGUUAAUGGCGAAGGCAGCGAUUAAAUCUCAUCCGUUGGCGCUUUACUCCCUCGCCAUCGUACAAUUUAACGGAAGCGGUGGCUCAAAGAGCGACAAGAAUCUCCGUGCCGGUGUGGCUUUGUGUGGACGUGCCGCUUAUCUCGGUCAUAUCGACGCGCUUCGUGAACUAGGCCACUGCCUUCAAGACGGUUACGGCGUCGCUCAAAACGCAUCCGAGGGACGUCGUCUUUUAAUCGAAGCCAACGCGCGUGAGCUCGCGUCUAUUACAAACUCCUCCCUCCUCCGUCUUCACUGCUGCGGCGACCGCCCUCCCGCGACGGAUUCCAGCGAAUCGCUUCUCAGUGACUUCGGCUGCAAAUUUCCGGCUCCAGAGACUCAUCCGGCGAAUCAGUUUUUAAGAGAUUGGUUCGCAUCGGGCCGAGGAUUUAUCGCUGAAGGACUGAGACUCUGCUCAAACAGUGGCUGUGGAAGGCCAGAGACACGGCUCCAUGAAUUCCGGCGAUGCUCGGUUUGUGGUAAUGUAAACUAUUGCUCGCGAGGAUGCCAAGCUCUGGACUGGAAACUGCGGCACAAAACGGAAUGUGCGCCGUUCGAUCGGUGGCUGAUUGAGGACGAUGACCUGGAAGGGGACGACGACGGCGACGUAAAUAGAAUAGAGCAGCUUGGAGACGGUGAGGACGUGGAAUCUGAAUAAUAUUUGAUGAUUAAAAGCAAAGCUUAGUUCUGUUGCAGAAUAUCAAGUUAUCCUUUUAAGGUUCUAUUUAUUUUAUUUUUUUACCCUCC